Sardina pilchardus (European sardine) is the source of this 1013-nucleotide messenger RNA. It is a transcript of the gene ankrd45, whose product is annotated as ankyrin repeat domain 45. NCBI's taxonomy places the organism in Eukaryota, Metazoa, Chordata, Actinopteri, Clupeiformes, Clupeidae. Gene Ontology annotation, cellular component: nucleus. The record is from RefSeq and is a predicted model, not a curated record. The transcript has 5 exons. Bases 30 to 704 code for a protein of 224 amino acids. Gene Ontology annotation, molecular function: protein binding.
ACACGACCUCAACCCUCCAACUUGCGAAAAUGCUAUCUAGAGGUAACUGUGUUGGUUCUGUUUACCAAUUUGCAUUGGCAGGUGACGUCCUGGGAAUACAGUCUAUUCUGGAAAAUGAGAGUGCCUCUAAUGAGGAACGAUCCAAUUUGUUAUGGGAAGAGGAUGACAUCGGCAGAAAUGCCUUGUUUGCUGCGAGUAUGCUGGGACGAAGCAAUGUCGUUCGUGAACUUGUAAAACACGGUGCUGAUGUGAAUACAUGGACCGUCAGGGGUUAUUCUCCAUUGCACUACUCUGCCCUUUGGGGUCAACUCGAUACCCUAAAAACUUUGGUGGAACUUGGUGCCGACAUUCAAGCUAUAAACUUCCGUGGGGAACGGGCAAAGGAGGUUGCAUCUCGCUAUUCAAAAACGGAUUGUGCUGACUAUCUUUCCUGGGCUGAGGCCAAGCAGAGGUUGCAGUCAUAUGUUACAAUGGUUCGAGAAACCCUAGCAGAUCCAGAGAGAAUUCAAGGGAAACUGAACAAGGAGGAUAAGAAUAUCUGUAAUAACACAUGCACAGCAAAGUCAGAUUGGAUCCUGAAUUCCAAAAACCCGACGACUCAAGACUUCUAUGAACAGAGAAAACAUAUCGAAGAUGUCCUUUCUCCCAUCUUGGCCAAGUUAACGCCUCAAGCUGAUGCAACUUCCAAAGUGAAUAAGCAGUAAUGAAAAUGUGGAUAAUUAAAGGUUGAUUUUCACAAAGUAUUCUGCUAUAAACUUGAACCUUCCUCACAAAAGUAUUUCAAAUUUUAACCAGUAGGUGUCUCAGGGGUGUCGUGUUUUUGAAAGAAAUGCCCAGUGAGCCUGAUGGAUUUCUGAUAUUGGCCUAUUAUUUUAAUUCUUAAUAUGCUCCUUUAAAAUAUUUGUUUAAAAUAUUGUUUUUAAGGUUUGGUUGAGGGUAAGGUAUAGAUUAAAUGUUGUUUUCUACUACAUGGUUGGUGUUAGCUAGCUACCUACAUAAGCUGAUUUUCCUGA